AUGGACAACAACAAGCUCAUACAUAUUAGACAAGGAACACCCUCUCGCGGGGGUGAUUCUUUGCUGUACGUCGAUAUUGCCAGAGUACCGGGUAGUAUCCUGAUCUCCAACCUCGAAGAGAUAGCGGCGGUGGCCACCCAAAUGGGAGCUGUCCAUAAAUUCGACCUCACCUCAGAUGUCACGCACUUAAUCGUCGGAGAGCUUAAUACACCGAAAUAUAGAUAUGUGGCCAAGGAGCGGACUGAUAUAAAGGUUUUAAAAGCAGAAUGGGUAGAAGCCGUUCGGUCAUCCUGGGUGCUCGGGGGCGAUACCAACCUUCAGCAGCUGGAAGAGCAAUAUCGAUUUCCCACAUUUGCUGGCUUAUCUAUAUGUCUGACCGGAUUUGACGACAUGAAUCACAGAAACUCCCUACAAAAGUUGAUCACCGAGAAUGGAGCGGAAUUUCGGAGGGAUCUUACAAAGAGCGUUACCCAUCUGAUUGCACGAUCCGGAUACGGCCAAAAAUAUAAAUAUGCAACCCUAUGGAAAAUAACAGUUGUGAGUCUGAAAUGGCUUCAAGACAGCCUUGAGCGGGGGAUGGCUCUUGAUGAGAGCCUCUACGACCCUUUGCUCCCGGACGAGGAGCAGGGAAUUGGCGCAUGGAAUAGAUCCGCUCCAGUGGUUACCGUGAAACCUAAGGCGGUCACAACCAAUCCUCAACGGACUCGGAAAAUUCGGAGGGUUGCAAGCAUGAAAUUAGGAGGCCAGAAUGAAGAUAUCUGGACAGAUAUUGUAGGAGAUGCUACAAAGGCGUCAGGAUCGACCAUUAACUUAAAAACCGAGCCGAGUGGACAAAUAGCUGAUACCCCAGCUGCGAUUCAAGAACCAAAGUCUUUCGCUAGUGAAACGACCAUAACUGAGAGAACUCACCCUGCCACGACCGAGAUACCCAUGCAAAAGUCGCAGGAGCUUGAUAUAACUCGCCGCGGAUUCUGGUUUGAGACUCACCUGCUCUCUCGUGAUGCACGAAUCGUUUCGUCCUUGAGUGCUCUUGCAAGUGAGGUCCCAAUGAAUGGGCACGCAACAUACAUCCUCGUGCCGCAUAAUUUACCACGCUCCGAAAUUCCGUCCAUUGAUGACUUAGUCAUAGAACCGGAAAUUGUAACGGACUUAUGGAUCGAGAAGUGCUUGCACAAUAAUGCCCUCGUUCCUCCUGAGGCACAUAUUACAAGUACCCCUUUUCCCAAAUUCCCAAUACCAGCGUUCCAGGGACUGAGAGUUUGCUCGACUGGGUUUUCAGGCAUUGACCUUUUACAUCUUUCAAAGCUCGUCAAAGUGAUGGGGGCCACUUACGAUGAGUUUCUUACACCUAAAGCAUCAGUACUCAUUUGCAACAACGGGAACCCGAACCAAGAAAAACUACGACACAUCGCAGAAUGGAAUAUCCCAGCUGUCAUUGCGGAUUGGCUAUGGAUUUCAGUUCAGACUGGGGAGAGAAAACCUUUCACACCAUAUAUAAUAGAGCAUAGACCACCUCAGAACACUAGAGCUUCAGCCCAACUUAUUCAACUGGACACAGUAAAGCGAGACGAACUCAAGAAGCGCAAGGCUCCAUUAGAAAAUGAGUUACCAACAGACCCUAACCCAGGCAUCCCAGAACAACUUAAUAUUUCCACCCGCCUUAAAGAAGAAGGGGAAAAAUCCCCAGUAUCGCAAGAACCAAGUGUCCCAGCCGGCGCCCUGCAAGAGCUCUCAUCAAAUUCGCCACGUAAAGCAGCUAGCCGCUCCCCCUCCCCUUCGAAGCGCAACGAAACACCUGUCCCCACCGUCCCCAUCUCAUCCGCCCGAUCAAAGCACCCAUCAGCAGAAGUAUCUAAUAAUAAGGAUGGUAAAGUUAAUAAUAGCAAUAACAACCUUGAUCCCAAAACAACCCUUGACAUCGCCCUCAACGAAUUCCUAAGACAAAAGCGUCGGGCAGCUUCUUCCAAACCAUCCAGCCUAGAGGAUAGAGAUGGUGGUGGUGGCAGUGUACAACGCCAGCAGCGCAAGCGCAGAAAGCAGCUCCUCGGCCGCGCCAAUUCACACUCUUCAAUUUCUCUAGGCGCCGCCGUGCCAGGCGACACCCGCAUUUCCCGAGCUAGCUCCAUCGACACCAUGAACGAAGAUGGCCACGGCAGCGUCGUUGAGGGGCUCGGCUUCGACAGCCCAGCGACUCCGAAGGCCGACAGAAACGCUCCCAGUUUCUCCUCUUCUCUCUUCGCGAACAAGGCGGAUAAAACAGAAGCGCUGCAGUUGUUAGAAUCUCGGCUGGAAAUGUCCCGUACAACUGCAGAUUUCCCGCAUGGCGGUAUUGGUGACCAAGAUGGCUCGGGAUUCCCAGACGAUGACGGCACGCCUGCCAUGACUCAGUUGGGUUAUGAAAUUCCCGACGCAGCGGCUAUGAGGGCUAAGAUUAACAGUGGGGCGGCUGGGAUGACUGAUGUGAAAAAUGGGACUCCAGCGGAUACCGCAGCCGCUACAGCCACGGCGAAGCACCGUGAGCUAAUCGCAAAGAGUUUGGUGCCUAAGAACGAGGCGCUGUAUGGGUGGGGAGCUAGAAGGAGGACUAGAAAGUCAGGGAAAGGGGUGACAUAUGAAGAAUUGUGA
Messenger RNA from Histoplasma mississippiense, 2625 nucleotides. RefSeq lists its product with no specific name. The coding region runs from base 1 to 2625 and encodes 874 amino acids. The transcript is spliced from 7 exons. Lineage: Eukaryota; Fungi; Ascomycota; Eurotiomycetes; Onygenales; Ajellomycetaceae. Gene Ontology annotation, biological process: mitotic G2 DNA damage checkpoint signaling; DNA replication initiation; mitotic DNA replication checkpoint signaling. The record is from RefSeq and is a predicted model, not a curated record.